AACCCGAAAGGAUGUUAAUUGAGAGAUAAAUAAAUAGCAUGUGGACUUUUAUUUUAGAAUUUAAACCGAUUAACGAGGAAAAUAAAUAAAUAAUUGCAAAUACAAUAUACAUUGCUAAUGGGUCAACAAGGCUUAGGCCUUACGCAGUCAUAAGGCUUUGGAUAUAACAAAACGAGCGGCAGUUCUGGUGUUGCCUAGCAAAAGAGACAUUUGAACUCCAAUAUUUGGCCAGGAGUUUUUGCACAAAGGUUCAUCCGCCAAACUAUUUAAAGGGGAACUUAAUAAUGGAUUUUUCUGACGACAUUGAAUUGGACAAUUUUGUAAACCAUCAAAAUUCAAACAAUUUCGCUAACGGCGGUAUUGGGUCUAAAGGACAACUAAAGCCCACAAACCAAAAAGAAUUCGAACAACGUUUUGAAAAAUACCGUUCCUAUUGUAAAUGUAUAAAUGAAACAAAGGCUCCAACAAAAAUUACUUUUAAUGUCUUAAAAAUUAAGGAACAGCGUUUGGCAUAUAUUAAGCAGUUUGAACGUGAUUAUCCAGAUAGAAUGCUUGAAAUAUCCCCAAACUUCAAAAAUCGCAGUAGACCCGCUCAUGCAUCAGAUCGGGUGGAUAGAAAUGGCAAGCAAGAAGUGCUGGUUAUAUCCUCUGAAGAUGAAGAACCUCCUGCCAAACAACCAAUGGCUCUGCGUAUCAGGCCCUUGGCGGACUUAAUUGAGAAUAAAGAUCAAUCUAAACAGCCUAUUUCGAAUCUCGUCCCUAAUCCAGCCGCCUUGACAAAAUCCAACCCACCCCAGUCCAUAAACAAUAAAAACGAAACAACAAAAUAUUCCACACAAAUCGCUUCAAAUGUAUCUACACCUGCGCCUUCAUCAUCGACUGCACCAAAAUACGCCCCUCCAAACUCUUCACAAGCAAACAGACCCAUAAACUAUCAGAAAUUGAAAGAUGAUGAGAGAUGGUACCAAAGAUAUUGCAAGUACUGUGAACAAAUACACGAAAUGGAUGAUGCUUACAAAAAGAAUGAAGCGAAUAAGAGUAGUAUUGAUAGUGUUCUAAGAUAUAUUGCAAACUUUGAGCAAAAGCAUCCAGGUGUAAUGCACGAUAAGUCUCCAAAUCUUAAAAAAUCCGAAAAUACAAAGUUGACCUCAGACGUCUGCGGCAGCGAGGGGGUUGUUGCAAACAAUAUUACAACGACAGAAACUAUAAGUCCAAGUGUUAGGGAAAAACAAAUUGAGGUUUUAGUUUCAAAGACCAGAGUAGCUAAGAAUACGGAAGCUGGCAAACCACAAAAUAUCCAGAAGUCGACACCUAUGCAACCACCAGCAUAUCAGUUUUCAAAUAUGCAGAACCCCCACGCUCAACAGCCAGCCUCAAAUAUGAAUAACUGGCAAAUGACAAAUACUCCAGUCCAGCAAUUCUAUAUGCCACAGCAACAGAAUCAGCAUCAGUUUCCCAUGUCAAUUCAGGACUACAGGGUACCACCUUACAAUUACGCAAUGCACCAGCAACAACAACAACAGCAAUCCACACAAAACUCCUUCAAUAUAUCACAAACUUUUACAGAUUUUUAUUCUUCUAAUACGACUCAACCAACCGACUAUACCAUGAAUAAUCAAUGGCCAGCAUACUGGGGCGGGAACCCAAUGAAUGCCUAUGAUUCUAAUGUACAACAGCAAACCGGUAACUUCAACCCAGCAGCGCACUACAGCAAUAACAAUCCACAAGCACCCCCAUAUGUUAAUACGAAAGCCAUGCCUGCAUCCGGUACCAGCAGCACCAGCACCAUCAGUCAAACUCAAGCCAAUGAUAAAUCUAAAACAUCUUCAAAACCCAAAAUAAAAGUCCAUAUUGUAGAUCGAAUAGAUCCCUUGGGAAAACUUAAUCCCGCCCAAUGGUCGGUCAUACAUGAACGACUUUUAGAAUCUCUAAUUAAGGAAAUCAAUAACAAAUCCUUGGAUGAUAUUUUUAUGGCUUACAAUGGCUUUGAAUGGCAAAAUGGUUUUCUAUCCAUUGAGUGUGAUAACAAAAAGGCCGUGAAUUUUUUGGAAGACUCAAUAUUUGAUAUGGGCCCUAUGGCUGAACAAAUUUCCAUAGUACCUGCUUUAAGCGAGCUACAUCGACAAAUUAUAUGGUUGACCAUACCACCACCGCUGUUAGAGAAAGAGGAUAUUCUAAAAUUGUUAAAGAAACAAAAUAAAAAACUUAUGUCCGAGAAUUGGUCCUGCAUACGUUCAUAUAUCUAUGAGGGUGAUAUGAAAAUUCAUCUUGAAAUUUCACCGGCUAGUGCAGUUUUAAUUAAGAAAGCAGGCGAUAAAAUACGAUUUGGCAUUAAUUAUAUUUCGGUUAAAUAUCCUAAGCUGUGAGAAGAUAAUACAACAAAUUUCAAGUUUUAAGGUAUUCCGCAUGAGACAAAAGAAGCAACAUUACUGGAAACUCCCUUGCAAAGAUCACAAAUGUAAAAACUGCAAUUAUUUUGAUAUAUUUCUCAUCGCAUGCCCAAACAAGACACAUUGUCCCUUUUGAUUACAAUUCAUUGUAAGGAAUUUCAAAAUUGGAAAGCAGCAACUGGCUUAACUUUCCAUUAAAGUCUGUUGUCUGAAUUGUUAUUUCAUUUAUACAUUUACAAACAAAUGCAAUGCAAAGAUCAUCCAUUAUUCGAAUAUUUUCAUGAUACAUGCAUACAUGUGUACAUUUCCAUGUAUUAAAUAAUUAUAAAUAGUCGUAGAAUCUCUAGUUAAUAAGCAAUGUGUAAUUUUUAUGUUUUAAAAUAAAUAUUGAAUUUAUUGUACAUUA
This is a messenger RNA of Stomoxys calcitrans (stable fly), 2796 nucleotides long. RefSeq names its product heat shock protein DDB_G0288861. The record is from RefSeq and is a predicted model, not a curated record. The transcript is spliced from 3 exons. Bases 285 to 2366 code for a protein of 693 amino acids. NCBI's taxonomy places the organism in Eukaryota, Metazoa, Arthropoda, Insecta, Diptera, Muscidae.